UGUAGGGGGCGGGAUGGCGGUGAUGUAGCUAUCGAUAAAAACAGCGUGGAAUAAAAUAUGAAAUAAAAUUAAAAACAGGGUAUUUGGAGCUUUAUGAAGACUGGAUACACGCGCAGCUGGGAUAACGAUAAGUGUAAUCGAAGCUUUGGCCACGUUUCCGCGUGUGAUCUCGCCGCGGCUCUCCUGAAGCGCGAUGGGGAACACCAGCAGUGAGCGGGCAGCUGUGGGGCAGGGUGAGAAAGCCCACCGGAGGGACAGCCGCGGUGCCAAGGAGGGGGACCGCCCCAAAAUCCUGAUGGACAGCCCUGAAGACGCUGAUAUGUUUCACGGGGACGAUAUGAAGGCUCCUUUAGAGAAAGAAGAGUUUCUGGACUGGAGGCAGGAAUUAGAGGGAGGUGAUAAAGGUCUCUUGGCUCGUCCCACUGUAUUCCGCUGGACCGGCUCUGGGAGAGAGGUCUAUAUCUCUGGAUCCUUCAACAACUGGACCAAUAAAAUUCCUCUAACUAGGAGUCAGAACAAUUUUGUGGCGAUUGUGGAUUUACCUGAGGGUGAACACCAGUAUAAAUUCUAUGUGGACGGACAGUGGACCCACGAUCCAACGGAGCCUGUAGUGACCAAUCAGCUGGGCACAGUCAAUAACAUCAUCCAGGUGAAGAAGACAGACUUUGAGGUGUUUGAUGCUCUCAUGGUGGAUUCACAGAAAUGCUCAGACAUGUCGGAUCUGUCGAGUUCUCCUCCUGGUCCGUAUCAUCAGGAUGCGUAUGUACCCAAACUCGACGAGAAGUUCAAGUCUCCCCCCAUCCUCCCCCCUCACCUUCUACAGGUCAUCCUCAAUAAGGACACUGGCAUCUCAUGUGACCCUGCCUUACUUCCUGAGCCCAAUCACGUCAUGCUGAAUCAUCUCUAUGCUUUGUCCAUCAAGGACGGGGUGAUGGUUCUUAGUGCUACACAUCGUUAUAAGAAGAAGUACGUCACCACUCUGCUGUACAAACCCAUCUGAUACCAGCUGAUGAGUUUUAAUGCACCAUCCCCCAGACGUCUGCCUGAUCCUUCCUCUAGACCUGCUGUGUAGUUUAGGUGUUUAGCUGUGUACUUAUAGUUUUAAGUUUUAUUAAAUAAUAUGUGAGUGUGGGGUUUAUACCACACAUUUACACAGCAAAGACCUGCAGAACCCACUUUUGGCUCCAUAAAAAAAAGUUUAGUGUACAAUAAGAUAAAUGAGAUAUUAGUCUAAGUUAAUAACUUUAAAUAAGAUAAAAAGGAUACGCAUAACGCAAAGGCUCUAAUAAGAACUGAUUAAUCAUUAUGUGGUCUUUUAUGCAAAAGUUAAAUUAGUUAAAUUACAUGUUUUUUUAUGUUCUAAGUGUAAAUAAGUGCAGAGAAUUUUUUUUCAUUUUUAGGUUGUAACAUUUGGCUCAAAAAUGCACAAUGUGAUUAUUUUUUUUAUUUUUUUUUAUAGUUUUUGGCUUGUUAUGGCUGCUGUGCCUGCGCAGAUCUCCACCAGCAUGCUGACUCUGUUCAGGCAGCAAGCUGAUAACUUAUUAAAACUUAUAAAAACUAAAAUACUUAUCGUUUAUAUAGGGAUACACUGACUUUUGCCUAUAACUGUAUAAAAGCAUGUUUUUUUUUUAUGGAAACAAAAGUUGUUCCCUAUAAUAUCGCUCAAAUAGUGUGUUAAAUUAAAAUAACAACAGCACUGCAAAAUAAACCCUCUCUCUGAGAGCCAGUCACAUGGAGGGAUUCUCAUAAUAUGUCAUAUCAGAUUCAAAUAUAUAAACUUUUCAUAAAGACGGAUGUUUGUAUUUAAAUAUGACUGAAUCAGUGGGAGGGUUAUGAUUAUAAAUGGAUCAUAAAGUGAGAAAUGUGUAAGUUAUUGAGUUUAAUAAGGUGUAAAAUGAGAUAUUUUCUAAAGAAGGGCAUUUAUCUACUACUAUUUAUAAUGAUUUGUGUUCUGUAAUAGUUUAUAGUUGCUAGUUUAUAGUAAUAUAAUUUAUUUAUGUGUUUAACUUAGAGAGCAUUUGACUUUAUUCAUUUAUUCAUUUAAUUUCUUCAGUCAGUUAGAACGGACCAAUAUAAAAGGUAUUAAAUAUAGUACUGUGCAAAAGUUUUAGUCCCCUGUGAGAAUUAGAACAAAAAGGAUCCUAAUCUGGGGAAGGAAAUACAAAAAGUAUUGUUUUUACGUUACUGAAUUCAUUAAAACAUUAAAACCACAAUCUCCACAUUAAGUCUUAUAUUAUUAUUUAUAGUCACAUUUAUAGUUCAGCUAGUAGGGUAAAUCAGUGGUUAAUAUAGUGUGCUUUGGAUUAAAAUGAUUUCAGAUAUAUACACACAAAUGUCACAAAAAAUAAAAAUAAAAAUCUGAAUGAAAAAUAAAUCCCAAAAUAAUAAGAUAGAAAUGUGAAUAUAUUAUUGCAAGAGUGUGACAAAAAAAUCUGAUUUGUGGGGGGGUGGGGAUAUGGAAUUUUAAAAUGAUUUUUAAGUAAUUUAAACUGAAAGAAAUGGACCAAAAACCUGUAUGGUUAAAAAAACUAAAUGCAAUACUUUCUAAUAAUAAUUUAAUGAUCAUAUUUCAAUAUAAAAAAACAAAAGUGUGUCAAAACAAAUUAAUAGGCAAUGGGGAAAAAUAUGAAACUAUUGAAAAUAAGUGGGUAAAAAUGAUGUAAUUUAGGAAAUAAAAAUUUCACAAAAAUUACAUUUCACAAGGCCUUAAAGUAAAAUAUAAUGAUAUAAAAACAAGAUUGGGACAAAAACACAAAAUAUAAGGAAAACAUUAAUUUGGAACACAUAAAAUAUACUUAAUAAAGACUUAUUAUAAGAUUUAAAAAUAUAAAUAAAUAUUUGACCCAAGAAGAUGAAAAUCAAUAAAUUAUAAAAUUAUUAUCUCAUCUGUUCUUAUGGAUCUGGAGAUGUUACAGUACAUAAACUCUCUUAUUACUGAGAAAAUUAGUUGAUUAUUAUGAGAUUAUGGGUCUAAAACGUCUGCACAGUAUUGUAUAUAAAUAUAUUUGACCUUGGGGGUCGAGUUGACUCAAGUGAUUUAUAUCACAUAUAUAAUAAUUCCAGUGUUUUUCUCUUUUCCAUGUGCCAGUUUUUAUUUGAUUUUAUUUUUGUAUGUUUCUCUUGUAAUAUCUGAUUGAUUAUUUGAAGUAGAGUGGUCUAAUAUUUAAUUCUGUGUAAAUGUAGGACUCUUGCGUCUUUUAUUUUCAUUGUUACACUCCUGAAUGUAAAAGGACAGAAACCAGAUACAAAUAAGUAAAUAAAGUGUCUAUUUUUAACACCCUUA
This is a messenger RNA of Astyanax mexicanus (Mexican tetra), 3283 nucleotides long. RefSeq names its product protein kinase, AMP-activated, beta 1 non-catalytic subunit, a (gene prkab1a). Gene Ontology annotation, molecular function: protein kinase binding. Lineage: Eukaryota; Metazoa; Chordata; Actinopteri; Characiformes; Acestrorhamphidae. The coding region runs from base 194 to 1000 and encodes 268 amino acids. The transcript has 8 exons. Gene Ontology annotation, biological process: signal transduction. Gene Ontology annotation, cellular component: nucleotide-activated protein kinase complex; cytoplasm; nucleus. The record is from RefSeq and is a predicted model, not a curated record.